UUCAAUUCAAUCCAUUGCAUUAUCUUACACUUCCAGUAUCCAUCAAUGGUGGAGCUUAGAGUAUUAUCUGCUUUUUCAAUCUUUUUUCUGUCAUGUUUCUGCUUUGCAGCUGCUGAAGAUGUGCAGGUUACUGUCAAAGGACUCACCUCCGUAGCUAAAACAGAUGAUACUUUCAUUUGCGCAACUUUGGAUUGGUGGCCAAGUACUAAAUGUGACUAUGGACAGUGCCCAUGGGGCCAAUCUGGAGUUCUAAAUUUGGAUUUGGAGAAUAAGAUUUUAGCUAAUGCUAUCAAGGCAUUUGGUCAUAUGAGAAUUAGGGUUGGAGGGUCACUGCAAGAUCAAGUUGUUUAUCAAGUUGGAGAUUCUAUCAAGAAAUUCCCUCACUUUAAAAGAGAUGAUAAAGGCUUGUUUGGAUUUACUAGAGGAUCUCUUCCUAUGGAUAGAUGGGAUCAACUUAAUAAUCUCUUCAACCAAACAGGGGCUAAAGUUACAUUUGGUUUGAAUGCUCUAAUUGGGAAGCACAAGUCUAAUGACUCAAUCCUAUGGGUAGGCGAAUGGAACUCCAGAAAUGCUUAUGAUCUUAUGAAAUAUACUAUUUCCAAGGGCCAUAAGAUUGAUUCUUAUGAAUUGGGAAAUGAAUUGUGCGCAUCAGGAGUAUCUGCAAGACUGGAUGCUGUUCAAUAUGGCAAAGAUCUCAUUACACUGAAAAAAUUAGUAGAUGAAUUGUACCCAGAUCCUGAAACAAGACCAGCAGUGUUAGGCCCUGCUGGUUUUUAUGAUGAGAAAUGGUUUAAUACCUUUUUUCAGGUCACUGGACCAAAUGUUGCUCAGGCAAUAACCCACCAUAUAUACAACCUUGGUCCAGGUGUGGAUGAAAACCUGAUUCAUAAGGUUCAAGAUCCAUAUUUCUUGGACCAAAUAGCACAGACAUACAGAGAUCUUUCAAUCAGCAUCAAGGAAAAUGCUCCAUGGGCAGGACCUUGGGUUGGGGAAUCUGGUGGUGCUUAUAACAGUGGAGGGAAGGAUGUCUCACAUACCUUUGCUGAUGGAUUUUGGUACUUGGAUCAACUUGGCAUGACAGCAACAUUCAACCACAAGGUUUUCUGCAGACAAGCCCUUAUUGGUGGAAAUUAUGGCCUCCUUAAUACCACAUCAUUCAUACCAAAUCCUGAUUAUUAUGGUGCACUUCUAUGGCAUCGUCUGAUGGGCAAAGAAGUGCUAGUUACCACUCACAAUACUACUCCCUAUUUGCGAGCAUAUUCCCAUUGUUCUAGGCACAAGCCUGGGAUUGCUCUACUUCUAAUUAACAUGUCAAACCAAACAACCUUCAGUGUUUCUGUUUUGAAUGAUAAUGCUCCUUAUCCAAGAAAUUACAAGUUGAAGAGUUAUUCUUAUGGAGGAUCAGAGAAAAGGGAAGAGUACCAUUUGACUCCUGAAGAUGGAAAUAUUCAGAGUGAUGUAGUGCUACUGAAUGGAACUCCAUUGAAGCUUACAAGUUCAUUAGAAAUUCCUGAAAUGAAACCCAAGUAUGUCGAUCCUUCAACUCCGAUCACCGUUGCUCCUGAUUCCUUUGUUUAUGUUACCAUUAAAGAUUUCAAGGCUCCUGCUUGUGCUUAGCUUAGCCGUAGAGAACCUGCUUGUGCUUAGCUUAGCCGUAGAGAAACAGUCUGGAUUUCCCUUCUUUUGUUUUUUGAGGUUUUGGACUUUUAGUCUCAAUGAGCUAUAAAGGAUUUUAAUUUUUAGUUUCAA
Hevea brasiliensis (rubber tree) is the source of this 1749-nucleotide messenger RNA. Its product is annotated as heparanase-like protein 2. The transcript has 9 exons. The record is from RefSeq and is a predicted model, not a curated record. Gene Ontology annotation, molecular function: beta-glucuronidase activity. Gene Ontology annotation, cellular component: membrane; plant-type cell wall. NCBI's taxonomy places the organism in Eukaryota, Viridiplantae, Streptophyta, Magnoliopsida, Malpighiales, Euphorbiaceae. Bases 46 to 1617 code for a protein of 523 amino acids.